Messenger RNA from Triticum dicoccoides, 2046 nucleotides. Its product is annotated as putative disease resistance protein RGA1. The transcript has 2 exons. The coding region runs from base 780 to 1505 and encodes 241 amino acids. Lineage: Eukaryota; Viridiplantae; Streptophyta; Magnoliopsida; Poales; Poaceae. The record is from RefSeq and is a predicted model, not a curated record. Gene Ontology annotation, biological process: defense response to other organism. Gene Ontology annotation, molecular function: ADP binding.
GGCCGGCGGCGGAGCGCCAAGGGGAGAAGGCCGCGGUGAGUAGAGGGAGUGUGCGAGCAUCCUGGAGACAAAGCAAAGCGCAUCCAGAUCCACAUGUGCGUGCGUCCAUUUUCCUCACGAGCAAUCAAGAACAUGGUGGUCAGAUUUGGGGAAGAACACUUCGUCCUAUGCGCGUCCGAUCCGAGAAGCCAUUCAAGAAGCCCCACCAUCUUUCUCAGCUGAGGCCAUCAUUGCUCUCUGUAUGCUCUCUGUACUUGGGUACCUCUGCUCACAAGAUGAACAGCGCUCAAGCCACAGGUGAAGGGAAAAAUUGCUUGCUUCCGUUACUUGCUCCCACAUAUACUGGCAUUGUUUCCUUCCACGCUCCUCACAAGCAAACAAACACAUUUUUGCUCACACCAUUGUUCUCCUCUCCAUCUUGCGAGGCGCUGCAAUGGCGGCGACGGUGGUGGUCAAGCAUCAGCAACCACUGCGGGCGUACAGCCAGUGGCGGCAGAAGGAUCAUGAUAUCUUUGAUCCGGAGAAAAUCACCAGCCGAUCGAGAGCAAAAGAUAGGAAGAAGCUUGUUGAUAUACUGGUUGGUCAAGCUAACAAUGCAGAUCUCACAGUUGUUCCCAUCGUUGGAAUGGGUGGUCUGGGAAAGACCACGUUAGCUCAACUUGUCUACAAUGACACUGAAAUUCAGAAGCAUUUCAAUUUGCUGCUAUGGGUGUGUGUCUCUGACAACUUUGAUGUGGAUUCUCUGGCUAAAAGUAUAGUUGAAGCAGCUCUCGAGAAAAAUGGAAAUUAUCGAGACAAUGUCGUUCAGUUGUUUGAAGAAGGGAGAGGAAAGGCCAGCCGUUUUGAUGAAUAUGGUUGAUGAGAUUGUGGAGCGAUGUGCUGGCUCUCCUUUAGCUGCAAUGGCUCUGGGCUCUGUACUGCGUAACAAGACCAAUGAAGAAGAAUGGAAAGAUGUAUCAAGCAGAAGCAACAUUUGCACCGUGGAGUCUGGAAUCUUACCGAUACUCAAGCUCAGUUACAAUGACUUGCCGCCACAAAUGAAGCAAUGCUUUGCUUUUUGUGCCAUAUUUCCCAAAGAUUACGAGAUUAAUGUGGACAAGCUGAUCCAACUAUGGAUUGCACAUGGCUUUAUUAUCCAAGAAAAGCAAGUUCAUCUUGAAAACAUUGGCAAACAGAUUUUCAAUGAACUAGUCUCAAGGUCAUUCUUUCAGGAUGUGAAACAAGUCGAGACCACAAUCGGUGAAAUUGAACAGGACGGGGCGUGUUAUGUCAGUACUACAUGUAAAAUCCAUGAUCUUAUGCAUGAUGUUGCACUGUCUGUAAUGGAGAAGGAAUGUGCCUUGGCAACUGAGGACCCAGGCAAGAUUAGAUAUGUUGUCUUAACUGAGGAACCAAGUCAGAGUGAGUGGCUUCCAGACACGGCUCGACAUUUAUUUUUGUCAUGCAGGGAACCAGGAAGAAAAUUUAUUUUUGUCAUGCAGGGAACCAGGAAGAAAAUUGAAUAGUUCUCUCAAGAACAGUUCUCCAGCCAUCCAAACACUUCUGUGUGAUAGCUUUAUGAGCAGAUCAUUGCAUCAUUUGGCAAAAUACAGCUCCUUGCAAGCGUUACAGCUCCGUUUAUUGGGAUCAUUUCCGCUGAAACCAAAACAUCUGCAUCACCUGAGGUACCUAGAUCUCUCAAGAAGUUUAAUAAAAACACUUCCUGAAGAUAUGAGCAUUCUAUACAACCUGCAAACGUUGAACCUCUCUGGCUGUGUAUCUCUUUGUGAACUUCCAAGACAAAUGAAGUAUAUGGCUGCCCUCCGCCACCUUUACACUCAUGGUUGUCCAGAGCUGAAAGGCAUGCCUAGAGACAGUGGCGGAGCUUGAGAAUAAUUCAAGAGGGGGCCAUUAGUCAAAAGGAACCAAGUUAAUAGGGAAGGAGGGGCUAAUUUGUAGUUUAAACACUAAUUAGGCUCAUGAUGUAGCUUGUUCUACAAUGGAUGCAACAAUUAAGGGGGGGCCAUGGCCCCUGUUGGUCUCCACUAAGCUCCGCCACUGCCUAGA